Molecule: messenger RNA, 1431 nt
Organism: Plasmodium relictum
Lineage: Eukaryota; Apicomplexa; Aconoidasida; Haemosporida; Plasmodiidae
Product: conserved Plasmodium protein, unknown function
Exons: 2
Coding region: 1-1431 (476 amino acids)
Source: RefSeq, a predicted model, not a curated record
AUGCAAAGGAAUUUCUAUAGUUCCGAUUCAAGACAAAUGAAAUUGCCAGAACAAAAUCUUAAUAACAUAAUGAAUGUAAAUAUAAAUAAUCAAUAUGAUAUUAGGAACUUGCAUGAACAAAAAGAAUAUGCUGCUUAUAAUUUUUAUGAUUAUCCAAAAAACAUGGAUUUAUUAGAUCAAAAUAAUAAAAUUAAUAAUCCAUUAAGUUCUUCUUAUUAUAAACAAAGGGAAGCAAAUGUACCUUCAAUAAUUUUAAAUAAUAAGAAUUCUUACAUGAAUACAAAUAAUGAAUUAAUGAGAAAAUCAAAUAAUUUUUUAAACAUUGCAUCAGUACCUCCCAAAGAUAUAGAACAUUUUGAAUAUGCAAAUCCUCCAAUAAACUUGAAUGAAGAGAAUUAUUGCAAUUAUUAUGAUAUGAAUAAUAAUGUAAUACCAACUAAUGAAAGCUUAAAAUAUGAAGUAAAUAAUGAUAUAAAUAGAACCCAGUUAAUUAAUAAUUUAAGUAAUAAAUUAAAUAACUCUUAUAUAAAUAUUAAUAAUGGAAAUUGUAUAAAUGAAGAAAUUAUGAAUAAUGAGGUUAAUAAUUACAAAGAAUUAAAUAAUUUAAAUAAUUCAUUUGAUUAUUUAAAUUAUAAUAUAAAUAAUAUGAAUUCUAAUUAUGUGAUGGACAAUUAUAAUUCUGCUUUAAGUAAUAAUAUAAAAAAUAUUCCUUACAACUCAAUAUAUACUAAUAAUUAUAAUAAUGAAAAUUAUCAUUCAUUAAAUAUAGAUAACUCACCUAUGCUAUUUAACAAAAAUGCACAAGAAAUUAAUGAAAAGGAAAUAAAUUUUUCAAAACUUAAAGAUAUUAAUAUGAACAAAAAUAUUACAAAUACUUUAGACCAAUUACAAGCAGUUGUAUGUUUACAAAAGUUAGAAGAAAUUCCAGCUCCAUUCUUAAACAUAAAUGAAAUAAAAUAUUCAGUUAGUGUUUACUUUAAUUCUUAUGAUGAUAUCAUAGAUAAAUAUCAAUCAAAAUUUUAUAGUUGUAAAUUAAAUGAGUUGUAUACUUAUGCUGAUUGUGAUUUGCAAAAUGAAAUAAUUAAUCUACCAUUUAAUAAUGAAGAGUUUAUUUAUUUAAAAGUCAUUGAAACAUCUAUAUAUAAAACUGAGAUAAUCGGAAGAUUACAGCUAAAAGUCAAAUCAUUAUCACAAGAAUAUCCUUUAAGAAUACCAAUAAUAGGAGAUGAUGGAAACUCAAAAGGAUUUCUAAUUAUGAAUUUUUUUGUUACAUCGUCAUACUAUGAUGUCAAAAAUGAUAUAUUAACAGAAAAAGAAACUUUACCAAAUAAAACAAAAGCUACUAGACUAAGAAGAAGAAAUAACGGCUUUCAUUUUUUUGAAAAUUUUACCAAAUGGUGUUGUGAAAUAACAGAUGAUCAUAUAAAUUAA